This is a messenger RNA of Protopterus annectens (West African lungfish), 2836 nucleotides long. RefSeq names its product putative sodium-coupled neutral amino acid transporter 10. The transcript has 13 exons. The record is from RefSeq and is a predicted model, not a curated record. NCBI's taxonomy places the organism in Eukaryota, Metazoa, Chordata, Ceratodontiformes, Protopteridae. The coding region runs from base 181 to 2001 and encodes 606 amino acids. Gene Ontology annotation, molecular function: amino acid transmembrane transporter activity. Gene Ontology annotation, biological process: amino acid transmembrane transport.
AUUACCGACACUUGAUUUCCAUACACUGAACCAGCUAUGUAAGAGUCUAGAGUUGACCCUCCUGCUUUUCGCUUUCUCUCUCUCUCAUCCCUCUUCCCCUUAGCUGUACCUCAGCCUUACAUAUCCCAGAUUCAUAUAUUUUGGAAAACAACAUUGUGUCAAGUAGAAACCUGUACCAAAAUGACUGCUGGAGAUAUGCGUGCCACGGUUACUUUCAUCAACAGCAUUGUUGGAGUUUCUGUGCUCACACUGCCUUACUGCUACAAGCAGUGUGGUGUGAUUCUUGGAACAGUGUUACUGCUCUUCUGUGCAUGGCUUACCUACCAGUCAAGCAUGAUGCUGGUCAAAACUGCCGUUGCAAACAAACGUAAAACAUACUUUGGUUUGGCUAAACUUUCCUAUGGAGGAGCUGGAAAAUUAGUCGCUGAACUGAGUGUGAUUGGUUUGCUAUUUGGAACCUGCGUAACUUUCCAUGUAGUAAUGGAGGAUCUGGCAGCCAUGCUCCUAGAGUCACUAACUGGAUUUAAAGUGUCUCAGACCCAGCGGAUAGGACUGCUUUUCGUCAUUUGCACAUUUGUAGUUCUUCCUUUAAGUUUACGAAAAAAUGUUACCGACUCAGUACUGUGGUCAUUCAUUGCACUUACCUGCUAUGUCCUUUUUGUAUGUGUGCUGUUUAUACUGUGCUGUCAUCAUCUCAUCUCUAAUAGCUGGAAGAUAGGAAAAAUUGCGCUGUGGCACUGGGAAGGACUACUGAAGAGUUUGCCAAUAUUUACAGCUACGUUCAGUUGCCAUCCACAGAUACUACCAUUGUUUUUUCACCAGAGUGUGGAAUCUGUGGAAGGGAUGAGUGGAACGUCUAAAAGUGCACUAAGCAUUACUGCUGCAUUUUACACACUGGUUGGAAUCUUUGGGUAUGUCACAUACUCAGAAGGCCUGAGUGGAAACAUUCUUGCAGAUUUGCCAUCUGGCUAUAUUAUCAACAUAGUGCGUGUUGUAUUCCUUAUCUCUCUCGUGGUAGGGUUCCCUUUGAUUGUAUUACCUUGCCGCCAAGCUAUUAGCACCUUACUGUUUGAGCAGCAGAAACCAGAUGGGACAUUUUCUGUGAGUGGGGACCUGCCCUUGCGCUAUCACUUUGUGGCUACCGUACUGCUGGUGUUCUUCUCUAUGAUCAUUGGACUUAUUGUUCCUGAUGUGGAGACAGUGCUGGGCUUAAUGGGAACAACAACUGUUGCAAUCACAUGUUACAUAUUACCUUCGCUCAUGCAUUCCAAAUUAAGCAAAGGACGAUUCAGUACACAGAGUGCCUCUGAAGAGCUCCCUUACCGAGCAUCAUUAAAAGAAAAAGCUGAUCAAGACACCGAAGCAACAACUGGCAGAGAAAAUGUUACUGAAAUGAUGCUGCUGACAGUUGGAAUUCUUCUGCUCCUCUCCAGUACAUAUUCAGGCAUCUCCAGUGAAUUACCAGAAGAAAUAAACAUACAGCCUAUACGGAAAUUUCUAGCUGUGCCUGACAGUGAAGUGGAGAACUCGAUUGCAAAACGAAAUGUGGAAAAUUCCUUGGACAAUAGAAGCUACAUGACACCAGAUUUUGGUUUAAGAAGCAUAAAUGGUUAUGCAGAAAAUCAAGUAAUGAAUAAUGUUGUGGUAAAGAGAGACACGUACAGCUCUGAACUACAAGGCAAUGCAGUGGAGUAUAAACCCCAGGAAACAACUGCCAUUGGGAGUAACAUAGAAACUGAAGAUGUGCAGUCGAACAGCCACUUGAUAGCACUGAAAGAGAUGAGUGAUGUCUUAACUGCUUCAGAAUUUACAGCAGAAAAAAUAAUUAGUAAACUGACAGAUAAUGACCAGCUCAAGACACAGCCAGUGACAUCAUCAGGCUCUGCCAAAGAAACUGAGAUGGUGGCAAAUAAUAGGUUAAAGGAAAUGCAGAUGGAAAAGAGUGGCUUGAAAAACAAUGGUACAACUGUUAGAAACAAAACUGUAGACAAACUAAGGUGACACAAAUCAUGUCUGAGGACAAUACUAGGCACUCUGAAUGAGAAGUGUGACGCAAUAUGGCAAGCUGCGAAUGUCUACAGUUACUCAUGAGUGUCUUGUUACAUAGGUGAAUCUUAUUUUUCCAACUCUGGUUUGUGAUGCAGCUGGUCUGUAUUACACAGAACUACAGUUUACUGUUCUCAAGUCACAAUGUUUCACACCCCCACUCUUACUUCACUUUGUGCAAAUCGGCAAAAGCCAUAGCAAUAAGUACAGUUACUCAUAUUAUUUAUAUCUCUAUCACGACUCUGCUCUAAUGCCAGUAAAGUAAAACCAAUAUUUCCUGACAAGCACAGUACAGACAAAUUCAAAACAUUCUAUAGUUCCACAACUUGAUGAAAUGAUUGUUUUUAUUGUGGUAACAAUAUGAAGCAUGUUUGCCUAAUGAAUGCACCAUUCCAUCUGAUUCAGUGGUGGCUGUCUUAUAGAAGUAUUCCAUAAUGAAUUCAUACUUUUUACAGGAUGCUUUGGUUAUACUAAUCCCCUAAAAUGUAGAAUUAGAUUGAAAUACCACCGGGGCAUGUUUAAUAUAAGUUCUAAGUGACUUGAUAAAGAAGUCCUUAACUCUCUGUUUCCUUGCUAAAAAUAUAGUAACAGGAAUGCACUUGGAUGUAGGUUCAAGAGAAAGAAGAGUCUUGUACAGGAAUGUCGUAUUUUUUUCACUGCUCUCAAAUGACACUAAGAAAUUGAGUUCCAGUCAUUAUGUCCACCACUUAAAUAUUCAUGUGUUACAAAACUAAUGAGUCAUUAUGUCCAGCAAUUAAAUAUUCAUGUGUUACAAAACUAAUGAGGUAUG